UCGGAUGUGAGCGGAGUCUGCGCGGAACAACCUCUGCAUCCCAGCAACCCAUCACCUGCCCCUCUGCCGGUUUUAGUUUCAGCACUGCUGCAUUCUUUACGCUUACUACGUUAUAGCACAUAACCCGCCGUCAUGGCUGAUGCAGCUGUGUCUUUCGCAAAGGACUUUUUGGCUGGUGGAGUCGCCGCUGCAAUCUCUAAAACGGCAGUUGCACCAAUUGAGAGAGUGAAAUUGCUACUGCAGGUUCAACAUGCCAGCAAGCAAAUCGCCGCCGACCAGCAGUACAAAGGAAUUAUGGACUGUGUCGUGCGUAUCCCUAAAGAACAAGGCUUUGUGUCUUUCUGGCGCGGUAAUAUGGCCAAUGUCAUCCGCUACUUUCCUACACAGGCCCUCAACUUCGCUUUCAAGGAUAAGUACAAGAAGAUUUUCCUCGGCGGUGUAGACAAACACACACAAUUCUGGCGUUAUUUUGCCGGUAACCUUGCGUCCGGAGGGGCUGCGGGAGCGACCUCUCUCUGUUUCGUGUACCCACUCGACUUUGCCCGUACCCGCUUGGCUGCCGAUGUGGGCAAGGCCGGAGCCGGCAGGGAGUUCAGUGGCCUGGGUGACUGCUUGGUGAAGAUAUCUAAAUCAGACGGGAUCAAGGGCCUGUACCAGGGAUUCAGCGUUUCCGUGCAGGGCAUCAUCAUUUACAGGGCAGCCUACUUUGGCGUCUAUGACACAGCGAAAGGUAUGCUUCCAGACCCCAAGAACACUCACAUUAUGGUUAGCUGGAUGAUUGCCCAGUCUGUCACUGCGGUCGCUGGUCUUGUCUCCUACCCCUUCGACACGGUCAGGCGUCGUAUGAUGAUGCAGUCAGGACGCAAAGGAGCUGACAUUAUGUACACUGGGACUCUGGACUGCUGGAGGAAGAUCGCCCGCGAUGAGGGCGGCAAGGCCUUCUUCAAAGGCGCCCUGUCUAACGUCCUGCGAGGCAUGGGCGGUGCAUUCGUGCUGGUGCUCUAUGACGAGAUCAAGAAGUAUACUUAAGUGUCACCUGAUGCACCCCCCCUCCCUUCUCCCCCGAUACCCCCUGCCAACCCAACCCAACCCACUCGGUAAGGAAGGGAAGAGGGGGUUUAUAUUAAAUCAUAAUCACUAUGAUCAAGUACAGUAUGUAGAGUAGCUGUAACCACUUAAAGUUUAUGAAGCUUUGACCAAACCCCCAUCCUCCCAACGAAGAAUGUGUGGGGUCUAGGUUAUAUCUAGUGCUAGAGGACAGAUGUUUGACCAAGCCCUCCAGUUAUUUAUCUGUGUACUUGUCAAUUUAAACACGGUGUAAUUUUAUUGCAAUAUUUGUUUGUCUGUUCAUCUGUCUGAUUGCACUGAUAAUGCAUUUAUUUUUGUUUCUCAACAUGACCCCGCCAAAAUUAUAAUAAAAAAUGUUGGGAAA
Alosa sapidissima (American shad) is the source of this 1432-nucleotide messenger RNA. RefSeq names its product solute carrier family 25 member 6 (gene slc25a6). The transcript has 4 exons. Bases 133 to 1029 code for a protein of 298 amino acids. Gene Ontology annotation, cellular component: mitochondrial inner membrane. Gene Ontology annotation, biological process: mitochondrial ADP transmembrane transport; mitochondrial ATP transmembrane transport. Gene Ontology annotation, molecular function: ATP:ADP antiporter activity. NCBI's taxonomy places the organism in Eukaryota, Metazoa, Chordata, Actinopteri, Clupeiformes, Clupeidae. The record is from RefSeq and is a predicted model, not a curated record.